CCUACUUAUUACUACUUAUCUAUAAAAUACGAAUACCACUUAGCUAGUUUGGUCAUUGAACUUGCUUGAUCUCUAGUACAUUCACGUCCAAUGGUUGACAAGUGCAUCAACAAUUGAAAGUUACCCGAAAAAUGGGAAGGGAGAACCGGGCAUGUCAAAGUAAACAACACUUCAGCCACCCCCAUAUAUUGAAACUUAUCAAUCAAGCUGAGAGUGAAAAUCUCACUUGCAGUGCUUGUGAGCAACCAAACAUUACUAAUAAGCCUAAUUUCUAUGGCUGCAAUAGCUGCCAAUAUAUCCUUCAUGAAUACUGUCUCAAUGCCCCACGUUUUCUCGAUCAUUCUUCUCACCCUUCCCACCACUUGACCCUUCUCCCACUCCCGACUUACUCGAGUCGUUCCUAUACUUGCAAUGCUUGUGGCUCUGCUGGCAAUGGGUUCAGCUUUAGCUGUGCCCAUUGCGACUUUGAUAUCCAUACGCAAUGUGCCCUUUUGCCCCAAAAUGUCUUCCUAUCCCAUCAUCAUCAUCAUGAACUUGAGCUCAUUUUUGAAUCCCCUUUUGAUGAUGACGCGGAUGAUGAAAACAUCGUUUUUGUCUGUGAUAUCUGUCACGACAAUGUAGAUCUUAAAAACUGGUUGUAUUAUUGUGCUGAUUGUGAUUUUGGUGCACAUAUCAGAUGUGGAAUUUCCAAACAUGUCAGCCAACUAGAACCAAAACUCCAGGUAGUCAACAAACCAAGAGCAAAUCCAGUACUAACCACGACCACUGAGGAGGAUCCAAUCAAGAUACGAGAAAUCAAUCAAGCAGAAGAGGAAGAGGAAGAGGAAGAGGAAGAGGAAGAGGAAGAGGAAGUAGAAACGGAAGAGGAGGAAGAGGAAGAAGAGGAAGUAGAAACGGAAGAGGAAGACGAAGAAGAAGUGGAAACUGAGGAAGAAGUAGAAACGGAAGAGGAAGAGGAAGAAGUGGAAACUGAGGAAGAAGAUGAAGACGAAAAAGUAGAGGAAGAGGAAAUAAAAAUUCCAAAAUCAAUACUAAUUGACAAACACCUACAUGAGUUGGAGCUCUGCUUUGGUUCUCCAUACGAAGAUAAGGACAUCAUAUUUGUUUGUGAUAUCUGCAAUAUCAUAAUGGACUCGGACGAAUCAUUGUACUACUGUGCUGAUUGUGAUUUCGGGACACACUUGCAAUGUGCAUCUCCUGAUCCAAGUCCAACAUCAGAGCAGCGUCGAAAUAAUAUAAAUGCAAAUUCAGCAGUAGAGAUGAUAAAUUCAGUUAGUGAUGCUCAUGAGCGGCUUAUAGCAGCUCAAAUUGAAUCUCAGAUUGCGGCACGAUCAAGACAGGCUAUGCUGGAUUCGGUGGACGGGCCAUCGCGAAGACACUACUACUACUAACUGCUAUCAUGCAAUAUGCAAUUCGCAUUGAAUUCAUGUGAGUUUUCUGCAAAUUAAAUGCUUUGCAACAUUUGUGUUAUUUCCUUUUGGAGCACAGUUCUUUUUUAACUCUUGUAUUUCAGUUGUUCAUGUUUACAAGUUUCUCCAUCAAUGUUUAU
This is a messenger RNA of Capsicum annuum, 1549 nucleotides long. RefSeq lists its product as uncharacterized. The transcript has a single exon. The coding region runs from base 132 to 1391 and encodes 419 amino acids. Lineage: Eukaryota; Viridiplantae; Streptophyta; Magnoliopsida; Solanales; Solanaceae. The record is from RefSeq and is a predicted model, not a curated record.